Molecule: messenger RNA, 1576 nt
Organism: Aspergillus ibericus CBS 121593
Lineage: Eukaryota; Fungi; Ascomycota; Eurotiomycetes; Eurotiales; Aspergillaceae
Gene: gpaB
Product: guanine nucleotide-binding protein subunit alpha gpaB
Exons: 6
Coding region: 359-1429 (356 amino acids)
Biological process (GO): adenylate cyclase-activating G protein-coupled receptor signaling pathway
Cellular component (GO): heterotrimeric G-protein complex
Molecular function (GO): G protein-coupled receptor binding; G-protein beta/gamma-subunit complex binding; GTPase activity
Source: RefSeq, a predicted model, not a curated record
GGAGCUUGCAGUCGUCGCUCCGGCCUUCUCCGUCCCAGACUUGACCCGUCUAUUGUGCCUCUACCUCCGGCCCCUACGCGCGCAAGCCUCGAUCUUUGAUCGAAGCUCCAUCGUCGAUCGCAUACCUACCUCCUCUCUCGCUCUCGCCCUCCUUCUCCGACCUCUGCAUUUCCUUCGCAUUGCGCCGAUCACACACUCCUUCCGCGAUUAUAUUUGCUUGGAUUUCACGGGAGUUCCUUGCUUGGGAGUCAAUUCCCUCCGAGCGUUUCGGGUCUCAGUGUCCUGAUAGGUGGAUGCCGUGCCCUUCCGCAAGUAGCUAAUGGGCUAGCUUUCCGCUGUCUGGAGCCAUACCGAGAACAUGGGUUCGUGUGUGAGUACAGAGGCGGCAGGGGAUGCAGAAUCGAAACGAAAGAGCCAGGCGAUCGACCGCAAGCUAGAAGAGGAUUCGAAAAAGCUACGGCGAGAGUGCAAGAUUCUAUUGCUUGGUUCCGGAGAAAGCGGGAAAUCUACUAUCGUCAAGCAGAUGAAGAUUAUCCACCAAAAUGGCUACACAGUUGAAGAGUUGGCCCUGUAUCGUCUAACUGUCUACAAGAACCUCCUCGAUUGCACCAAGUCUCUCAUCGCUGCCUACCAUCAGUUCUCGCUAGAGCCAUCGAGCCAGAAAGUCCGCGAUUAUAUCCAAUUCCUUUCCGACUACAAUAUUGACCCCGACCCUAACAUACCCCUGGAUGCCAAGGUGGGCGAUGCGAUAACCUAUCUCUGGAAUGAUCCGUGUACGUCCAAUGUACUGGAACAUCAAAACGAAUUCUAUUUAAUGGAUUCGGCACCAUAUUUCUUCGAGGAAGCCAAACGGAUAGCAUCCGUGGAUUAUAUUCCCAACGUGAAUGAUGUGCUUCGUGCGCGGACGAAAACAACAGGUAUCUACGAGACACGAUUUACAAUGGGUCAGCUAAGCAUACACAUGUUUGACGUUGGCGGCCAGCGCAGUGAGCGGAAAAAGUGGAUUCAUUGUUUCGAAAAUGUGACAUCCAUCAUUUUCUGUGUGGCGCUCAGUGAGUAUGAUCAAGUAUUACUAGAAGAAAGCAAUCAAAAUCGCAUGAUGGAGAGUCUAGUACUGUUCGACUCUGUGGUCAACUCCCGGUGGUUUAUGCGAACGAGCAUUAUCCUCUUUCUAAACAAAGUCGACCUUUUCCGACAGAAGCUCCCACGCUCUCCGUUGAACCAAUAUUUCCCCGACUAUUCAGGCGGUAACGACGUGAAUCGAGCGGCCAAGUAUCUCCUUUGGAGGUUCAAUCAAGUAAACAGGGCGCAUCUGAAUCUUUACCCUCAUCUAACUCAGGCUACCGACACGACGAAUAUCCGCCUAGUCUUUGCGGCUGUCAAGGAGACAAUCCUGCAGAACGCCCUCAAGGAUUCGGGCAUCCUGUGAACCAACUACCGUCCAUCUAACCUCAACGCUCAGCGAGGGACGCUUUCAUCUCGAUUACAAUGUCCGUUCCUUACCCCUAGACUCCACUUUGGCAGUUGCCUAUGUCAUGUUGUGGACUAUUCUCUUCAUUCUGUCAGUCGAUCUUCA